Molecule: messenger RNA, 447 nt
Organism: Entamoeba invadens IP1
Lineage: Eukaryota; Evosea; Mastigamoebida; Endamoebidae
Exons: 2
Coding region: 1-447 (148 amino acids)
Source: RefSeq, a predicted model, not a curated record
AUGAAAAACGUACCAAUUGAAGCUGAAGAGAUAGUUCAGAAGGCUAUGUUAAGAGUGAGAAGUCGAAUUAAUAUUGAUGAAAUGACUGAAAUGGUAUCUGACGUAAUUUUGCAGUUAAAAUUGCAUUCAAAGAACGCGAUGAAAUUUUGGAAGAAGAAUUUUUCAGUCAAAGGAAAAGAGGUGGAAACAAGUGUGCCUUCCCCAGUAUUUGUUGAUGUCCUCAAAAAAACUUAUAACAUCCAAAAUGUCAAUUUUGCAACUAUCAUCGAAAAUAUUGGAGAAAACGGAGAAGUGUCUCUUGAUCGACUUAUUUACUUAAUGAAGAUAUUUGGAGAGUUCUUUUAUAAGAAAGACUACUUGAUGUCCUUUUAUAAAAUAAUGCAAGCCGAUUGGAAAAACUGCCCACUCGAGAAUUGCGUGUGUAGAUGGAGGAAAGGGGGAUGUUGA